This is a messenger RNA of Pan troglodytes (chimpanzee), 1875 nucleotides long. RefSeq names its product spermidine/spermine N1-acetyl transferase like 1 (gene SATL1). Gene Ontology annotation, molecular function: spermidine binding; diamine N-acetyltransferase activity. The transcript is spliced from 6 exons. The record is from RefSeq and is a predicted model, not a curated record. The coding region runs from base 422 to 1768 and encodes 448 amino acids. Lineage: Eukaryota; Metazoa; Chordata; Mammalia; Primates; Hominidae.
AUUGUGACUUCGCCAUUAUGAUGCAGUGACCAUGCAGGGGAGGGCUGGUGGUUAUACUCCUCCAGGAUCAUUUUCUUCUUCCCUUUACUUCCCCCCUUUUGGCAGGGAAAGGCCAGAUGACAACCUGAAACUCAGCCAAGCUUGCAGCUGUGGUCGCUGGUGAAGUCAACUCCAGCAAACCGGAGGCAUUAAUAAUCUUCCUGAGGUGCUCCUCUCUUUUUCCAAUUCCCACCUUGAUAGAGGGGUAUCUCAAAGUGGGCGAAUCAAAUUGAGAAGGACUGGGAACAGCCAACAACCUCCCACCACAGCACAGUUAAGGGAUCCUGUUCCAUCAAGACAGUUAGUCAUCAGCCAAUCAGUUGUCUGCCAACCCAUCAUCUGCCACCCCAUCCUUAGUCAACAAAGCAGGAAUCAACUGGGCAUGAACCAAUCAGGCACGAACCAAUCAAGUUUAUCAGACUCGAACCAAGCAGGCAUAAACCAGCCAAGCACAAACUCACUUGGUAUGAACCAAAUGGACAUGAACCAACGGAGUGCAAGCCUAUAUGAAAUGAACCAAGUGGACAUGAAACAACCAAGCAUGAGCCAAGCUGGCAUGAGGCAAUCAGGUACAAACCUACCAGACAUAAACCAACCUGGCAUGAAACAACCAGACACAUGGCAAUUAGGUAGGAGCCAACCAGGCAUGUGGCCACAAAGCCUGAGCCAACUAGUCCGGAGUGAAGCAAGCAUAAGCCAACCAGGUCCAUCGCAACGAGGCCCAAGCCAAUCAGGCCCCAGACAAUCAAGCACGAGCCAAGCAGGCACAAACCAAUCAGGUAUAAGCCAACCAGUGAUGUGGCAACUAGACAUGAGACAGUCAGGUGGGAGCCAACCAAGCAUGAGACAAGUAGGCACCAGCCAAUCAGGCACAAGCCAAAUAGGCAUGAGCCAACCAGGCACAUGGCAAACAGGCCUGAGCCAACCAGCCCCGAGGCAACCAAACAAGAGUCCACCAGGCAUGUGGCAACCAGGCAUGAGCCAGCAAGUCCCCAGCCAACAAGGCAUGAGACAACCAGGCACUAGCCAAUCAAGUAAGAACCAAACAGGCAUGAGCCAUCCAGGCAGGGGCCAACCAGGCAUAUGGGAACCGGGGCCGAGUCAGCCAGGCCUGAGCCAACAAGACCUGAACCAAUUAGUGCUGAGCCAACCAGGCCUGAGUCAACCAGGCAGGAGCCAACCAAGUGUGAGCCAAAUGGGCAUGAGGCAAACAAGCAUGGAUUACUUUCAAAUAAGACGUGCAGAGGCUGGAGACUGCCCAGAAAUUUUGCGACUGAUUAAAGAAUUGGCUGCCUGUGAAAACAUGCUAGAUGCAAUGGAGUUAACAGCAGCUGAUUUACUCAGAGAUGGCUUUGGGGACAAUCCCCUUUUCUACUGCCUGAUUGCAGAAGUAAACGAUCAACAAAAACCAUCAGGCAAACUGACUGUUGGAUUUGCCAUGUACUACUUUACAUAUGACUCAUGGACUGGCAAGGUACUUUACCUAGAGGACUUUUAUGUCACACAAGCUUACCAAGGCCUAGGUAUUGGAGCUGAAAUGCUGAAGAGGCUAAGUCAGAUAGCCAUCACAACUCAAUGUAACUGCAUGCACUUUCUUGUCGUCAUUUGGAACCAGGCUUCUAUCAACUACUAUACUAGUCGAGGGGCUUUAGACCUUUCCUCUGAGGACGGCUGGCAUCUCUUCAGGUUUAACAGAGAAGAACUCCUGGACAUGGCAUGGGAAGAAUGAAAGAGGCCUUGUAACAACUCAUCCCAACACAGCCUCCAACAUUUGACUGUCACCUGAGUCUAACAGCAGUUUGACUUUGUUGUACAAUACAGCAAGUGAUCAUCACA